AUGUUCCUGCGGAGGCCGCGGGCCCUGGCCGCCUGGCUAGCGGGCGCGGCGGCGGCGGGACGCGCGGGGGCGCGGGGCGGGGGCCUGCUAGCCCUGCUGGCCAAUCAGUGCCGCUUCGUGACGGGCCUGCGUGUGCGGCGCGCGCAGCAGAUCGCGCAGCUGUACGGCCGCCUCUACUCGGAGACCUCGCGCCGCGUCCUUCUCGGCCGCCUCUGGCGCCGGCUGCGCGGCCGCCCCGGCCAUGCCUCUGCCUUGAUGGCGGCGCUCGCUGGCGCGUUCGUGUGGGACGAGGAGAGGAUCCAGGAGGAGGAGUUGCAGAGAUCCAUUGAUGAGAUGAAGCGGUUGGAGGAAAUGUCACAUGUGUUUCAGCGCUCUGGAGUUGAACGCCACCCUUCAGAACCAAAAUCCCAGACAGAAGGGAAUGAAGAUUUAGGGGGCAAAGAGCAGCCAUGGGAAAUGGUGAUGGAUAAGAAACACUUUAAGCUGUGGCGGCGCCCUAUUACAGGCACUCACCUUUACCAGUACAGAGUUUUUGGAACCUACACAGAUGUGACACCCCGGCAGUUCUUCAACGUUCAGCUGGAUACAGAGUAUAGAAAAAAGUGGGAUGCCCUGGUAAUCAAGCUGGAAGUGAUUGAGAGGGAUGUGGUUAGUGGUUCUGAGGUUCUUCACUGGGUAACCCAUUUUCCUUAUCCAAUGUAUUCCCGGGAUUAUGUUUAUGUUCGACGGUAUAGCGUGGAUCAGGAAAACAACGUGAUGGUGUUGGUGUCACGUGCUGUGGAGCACCCUAGUGUUCCAGAGUCUCCAGAAUUUGUAAGGGUCAGAUCAUAUGAAUCCCAGAUGGUUAUCCGUCCCCACAAGUCAUUUGAUGAGAAUGGCUUUGACUACUUGUUGACCUACAGUGACAAUCCCCAGACUGUGUUUCCUCGCUACUGCGUUAGUUGGAUGGUUUCCAGUGGCAUGCCAGAUUUCCUGGAGAAGCUGCACAUGGCCACUCUGAAAGCCAAGAACAUGGAGAUCAAAGUAAAGGACUAUAUCUCAUCUAAGCCUCUGGAAACGGGUAGUGAAGCCAAGGCUACCACCCCGUCUUCAGAGCGGAAGAAUGAGGGUAGUUGUGGCCCUGCCCGGAUCGAGUACGCUUGA
Puma concolor (puma) is the source of this 1143-nucleotide messenger RNA. RefSeq names its product StAR related lipid transfer domain containing 7 (gene STARD7). Gene Ontology annotation, molecular function: lipid binding. The record is from RefSeq and is a predicted model, not a curated record. NCBI's taxonomy places the organism in Eukaryota, Metazoa, Chordata, Mammalia, Carnivora, Felidae.